Cydia splendana is the source of this 1498-nucleotide messenger RNA. RefSeq names its product heterochromatin protein 1-like. Gene Ontology annotation, molecular function: chromatin binding. Gene Ontology annotation, cellular component: pericentric heterochromatin. The transcript has 6 exons. Bases 144 to 974 code for a protein of 276 amino acids. The record is from RefSeq and is a predicted model, not a curated record. Lineage: Eukaryota; Metazoa; Arthropoda; Insecta; Lepidoptera; Tortricidae. Gene Ontology annotation, biological process: chromatin organization; negative regulation of transcription by RNA polymerase II.
AAGCCGUUUUCUUUUUCCCUCCUAUUGCGUAUUCGACGUAUAUUUUCGGCGUUCUAAUUUCACUGAGACUUCGUGUUGUUCAUCAGUGUUUACUAACCGCUUGAAGGUUCUUAGCCAUAAUUGUUUAUUUCAAGAAAUUUACAAUGCGUAAAGUAUCGAAAAGCCGCGCGGACGACGAUGGCAUUUCAUCUGCCAACGGGUCGGUAAUAAAUGAUGAUCGGUCUGAUACACACUCUGAUCAAAAUGAUAAACUUAGCGAGUCUGACGCUGAACCCAGAGGCGAAUCCGAAGAAAAAGAAGUGGGAAAAAAGGGAAAGUCUGCUAAAAGCAAAAGCAAGAAAAGAAAAUCGGAGAAAGAGGACAAUGAUGCUGAAGAAGAAUACGAGGUGGAAAAAGUGGUUGACUCUAAGAAGAUCAAAGGGAAAUUGCAUUAUCUUAUCCGCUGGAAGGGUUAUUCUGCUGACAGUGACACUUGGGAACCUGAAAAUACUCUUUCUUGCCCUGAGCUCAUCAGCAAAUAUCAUGAGGAAAAAGGCAAUUCAACUAAGAAAAAAGAAUCAUCUCCAAAGAAAGGGAAGAAGAGAGGAGCUAAAAAAGAAAAAUCAAGCCCUAAGAAGGCUAAAAGAGCCAAAACUGAGUGGGACAGUGAGAAUGCUGAUGAAAAUGCUGAAUAUGAGGUUGAUCGUAUCUUAGAGGUUCACCACGGCAAGAAUGGAAAAAGAGAGUUUCUGAUCCAUUGGAAAGGAUGGUCUAACAAAUUUGAUUCUUGGGAGCCUGAAAACAAUCUCAACUGCACGGACUUGAUCAAUAAAUUUAUGGAAAAGGUGGAAGCAGCCAAAUCCACAGACUCUCGCAGUUUAAGAGUGGCACCCGGCACUACAAACCGCUUUACCUUACAAGCACCUUCUUCAGGCCGCAGACUCAGCAAGAGGCGUGGUCAGAAGCAGAGAGUUCGCUACGACGACGCGGAAUAAUGUCAAGUUUAUGACCUCCCAUAAGACGAAAGCAGUAGGACCUAGUUGUUUGUGAAAUAUUUGUAAGCAGAAUGUGUCCGUAUUUUAUUUUCCUUUUUUUAUCUUGAUUUGGCCAGACACCACUACAACUGAAUAUGAGUCUGAGAGGGGACCACAAUCUGAAAGUUCGAUUGCUUUAUCAGCGUAAUGUAUUAGUAGGCAGCAAUUGGAAUUUUAGUCAUUUUACCACAAUUAUUUUGGUUUAAAAAGAAAUGUAGUAGGAACUCGAUUGAGGACGAGCUUAGAUCAUACAUAACUGAAGACGCUAUUCUUAUUCCUGUUAUGUUACCGUUAGGUCCGUUUCCGUGACACCAGUGUCUCGGGUAGUGAUCUUGUCUUUUUUUGUGUGAAAACAUUAUCUUAUCAUUUUCUUAAGCGUUUAAGGAACUGAAACUAAUUAUGCAUUUUGAAAAGCUAUUACGUUCUAUUUGACUUCUUUUAAACUAAGUGACAUGACAUAGUUAAAUGCGUCUUUAAUUAAUGAU